AUGGCGGAGCGCGUCCUGCCGCCCGCAGCCAAGCGGCCGUGCUGCCGCUCUUCCUCCGGGUGCUCCGGCUCCUCCGGGUACCCCGGGUACCCCGGGUUCAGCGGGUCCAGCGGGUACAGCCCGGUGUGCCGCCUGGGCCCGCGGACCGUGGGGCUCCUGCACACGCACAGCCCGGAGACGCUGCUCGACAUCGCGGCGCGGAGAGUGGCCGAGAAGUGGCCGUUCCAACGGGUGGAGGAGCGCUUCGAGCGGAUACCGGAGCCCGUACAGAGGAGGAUCGUUUACUGGUCCUUCCCCCGGAGCGAGAAGGAGAUCUGUAUGUACUCCUCCUUUAACGCGGACGACUCCGGAUCUAACGGGGACAGUGAGGACCGACCGCUGCCGUUCCUGCGCGGAGUCACGCUGCUGGAGGGCGGCUGGGUGGACAACGUCCUGCAAGUGGGUGAGUACCGAGUAACCGAGUAA
This is a messenger RNA of Knipowitschia caucasica, 465 nucleotides long. Lineage: Eukaryota; Metazoa; Chordata; Actinopteri; Gobiiformes; Gobiidae. The record is from the annotation of a GenBank genome assembly.